Molecule: messenger RNA, 1788 nt
Organism: Rotaria socialis
Lineage: Eukaryota; Metazoa; Rotifera; Eurotatoria; Philodinida; Philodinidae
Source: the annotation of a GenBank genome assembly
AUGUUGUCUUAUUUCGAAGUGUCAUUCCCUGCCGAUGAGAAUUCGGAACAGCAGCCAUUGCCAAUAGAAGAAACAAUUAGUAAGAAUGAAUUAAAGCGACGAUUAAAAGCUCAAAAGAAAACUGAAGAACUAGCAAAAAGAUCCACUACUCUAGAAGCAGAAAUAUUAAGUACAAAUAAUGAAGCAACGUCUCUUGAUGAGAGUAAUGAUCAAGAAAUUAAUUCUAAUGAAUAUUACAAGAUGCGAUUGCAUCAUAUACAACAACUUCAACAAUCUGGUGAAAUAGUCUAUCCCCAUAAGUAUCAUGUUUCAAUAUCAUUACGUGAUUUUAUUGAUAAAUAUUCUCAUUUAAAAAACGAUGAAAUUAAUAACGACAUUGUUUCUGUUGCUGGGCGUAUUUAUUCAAAGCGUGCAGCAGGACACAAACUUUAUUUCUAUGAUCUUCAUAGCGAUUCAGUUAAAAUUCAAAUUAUGUCUAAUCUUCGGUUUUAUCCGGACGCAGCGGAAUUCGCCUUAAUAAAUGAUCGUAUUAAUCGUGGUGAUAUUAUUGGUGCAAAGGGUAGACCUACACGAACAAAGCAUGGCGAAUUAAGUCUUAUUCCAAAUGAAUUAAUUAUUCUGACGCCAACACUUCAUCAAUUGCCUAGUUUACAUUUUGGUUUAAAGGAUAAGGAAACUCGUUUUCGUCAACGAUAUCUCGAUUUAAUGAUUAAUCGUACUGUUCGACAAAAGUUCAUAAUCAAAGCAAAGAUAAUUAAUUAUUUACGACAAUUUUUAAAUGCACUUGGCUUUCUUGAAGUUGAAACACCCAUGAUGAAUAUGAUUGCUGGCGGUGCUAUGGCAAAACCAUUUACAACUUAUCAUAAUGAUCUUGAUAUGAAAUUAUUUAUGCGUAUUGCGCCUGAACUUUAUCUUAAGAUGCUAGUGGUCGGUGGUUUAGAUCGUGUUUAUGAAAUAGGUCGCGUUUUUCGUAAUGAAAGUAUUGAUAUGACGCAUAAUCCUGAAUUUACUAUUUGCGAAUUUUAUAUGGCCUAUGCUGAUUAUAACGAUUUGAUGGAAAUGACAGAAAAAUUAAUUUCCGGUCUUGUUCAACAUUUAUUCGGAACAUAUAAAAUACUAUAUCAUAUAAAUGGACCCGAUCAAGAUGCAGUUGAAGUUGAUUUUACACCACCAUUUAAGCGUUUUAAUUUAAUUGAAGAUCUUGAACAAGCCACAGGAGAAAAAUUUCCACCGGCAACAGAAUUUUCAACAACAGAAUCGAAUAAAUUUUUCGAUAAUCUAUGCAAGAAGCAUGACAUCGAGUGUGGCCAUCCAAGAACAACCACUCGUCUUAUUGAUAAAUUAGCUGGCCAUUUCCUUGAACCUCAAUGUCUUAAUCCAACAUUUCUAUGUAAUCAUCCUCAAAUAAUGAGUCCAUUAGCUAAAUACCAUCGUUCAAUACCAGGUCUCACUGAACGCUUUGAAUUGUUUAUUUGCUAUAAGGAAGCAUGUAAUGCGUAUACAGAAUUAAAUGAUCCGAUUGUACAACGUCAAAUGUUUGACUUGCAAACACAAGAUAGAAAUUCAGGUGAUGAUGAAGCGCAAUUAAUUGAUGAAAAUUUCUGUACAGCACUUGAAUAUGGUCUUCCACCAACAGCCGGUUGGGGUAUGGGUAUCGAUCGGUUGACUAUGAUACUUACUGAUAGUAUCAAUAUGAAGGAAGUAUUACUAUUUCCAGCUGUUAAGCCAUACAAAGAUAAUGAAAACAACCAGAAAUUGGAAGAUGGUACAAAUUCAUCUAUUCAAUAA